AUGUCAUUAUCAAAUCAAACCGUUCAACAAGUUAAAACACUUAAAGAGUCCUCUAUUAUAGUUGAUACAAGAAGAACCAUUUCUACAAUCGAUGAAAAAAUUUAUUCCGGAUUUGUGGAACAUUUAGGUCGUUGUAUUUACGGAGGAUUAGUUGAUUAUUCUGAAAAUCCUAAAUGCAAAGUCAACGAAAAAGGUUAUAGAGAAGAUGUUUCCCAAGCUAUCAAAGAUUUGAACAUGCCAGUUGUUAGAUGGCCUGGAGGAAAUUUCGUUUCAUCUUACCAUUGGAUCGACGGAGUAGGUCCAAAGGAAGAUCGUCCAAGAAGACCAGAGUUAGCCUGGUUAGGUGAGGAAAGUAAUCAGUUUGGUACUGACGAAUUCAUGGAAUGGUGUGAAUACAUGGAUGUGGAACCUUAUUUCUGCCUCAAUAUGGGAACUGGUACUUUAGAUGAGGCUCUUGCUUGGAUCGAAUAUUGUAAUUCGACUGCUAAUACGCACUAUGCUAAUUUAAGAAGGAAAAAUGGUCAUCCUGAACCUUACAAUGUCAAAUACUGGGGUUUAGGUAACGAAGUUUGGGGUCCUUGGCAAGUAGGUCAAAUGACACAAGAAGAUUAUAGUAAAAAAGCCGCAGAGUGGGCAAAAGCUAUUAAACUAUUAGAUCCUAGUGUUAAAUUGAUCUCUUGUGGAUGUACAGGGAUUGAUAACUGGGAUCAUUAUGUUCUCGACAAGUUGAUCAAUUGGGUUGAUUAUCAUUCAAUUCAUAUUUAUACUGCUAACAGUGAUUAUAUGAAAAAUGUUACUGCACCAGUAGCUGCUGAAGCGGCUAUUCAAGUUACGAAGAAUUUGAUUGAUUUGGCAACUACACAAAACCCUCCAAAACCGAAUGGACUCACUAUUUUUUCAAGUGAAUUUAAGAAAGUUAAAAUUUGUUUCGAUGAAUGGAAUGUUUGGGAUCCAACUAGAGCUGAUGGGACCCAAGGUGCUGAAGAGCAAUAUACUUUGAGUGAUGCCCUUGCUGUAGCUUCUUGGUUGAAUGUCUUUGUUAGACAAAGUGAAAGUUUAGGAAUGUGUAACAUAGCUCAAGUAGUAAACGUUAUCGCUCCUAUUAUGACAAAUGAAUCAUCCAUGUUUUUGCAAACAACCUAUUAUCCUUUAAAAUUAUUUUCCAAUUUUAUGAGAGGGAAAACUUUGAAUUUACAUGUUGAAUCUACUAUGUAUGAAGGUGAUACGGGUAAUAAUGAUGGUACUCUUACUUGGAUCAAAAAUAAUUAUGCUACUCCUCUAUUGGAUGUAAGUGCUGCUCAAAAUGGGGACAAAACUUAUAUUGCUGUUGUCAAUAGAUGUAAAAACGAAGAUUCCAAGACCAAAAUUAGUUUCAAUUCUAAGGUGGUUAAGAUUCAUGCUUGGAAGCUUUACCACGAUGACAUUAUGGCUUACAAUGAUUUUGAGAAUCCCAACAAAAUCCAAUUGGAAGAAUCAGACAUAGAUUUCCAACAAGCUGAAGAUUUUAAUUUAACUUUGGAAUUUCCCAAGCAUUCAUUCACAAUGUUAGAAAUCAACUACUGA
Molecule: messenger RNA, 1563 nt
Organism: Yamadazyma jaroonii
Lineage: Eukaryota; Fungi; Ascomycota; Pichiomycetes; Serinales; Debaryomycetaceae
Source: the annotation of a GenBank genome assembly